Cucurbita maxima (winter squash) is the source of this 670-nucleotide messenger RNA. RefSeq names its product ubiquitin-related modifier 1 homolog 2-like. Bases 181 to 462 code for a protein of 93 amino acids. The record is from RefSeq and is a predicted model, not a curated record. Gene Ontology annotation, biological process: tRNA thio-modification; protein urmylation. Gene Ontology annotation, molecular function: protein tag activity. Lineage: Eukaryota; Viridiplantae; Streptophyta; Magnoliopsida; Cucurbitales; Cucurbitaceae. Gene Ontology annotation, cellular component: cytoplasm; nucleus. The transcript has 5 exons.
GAUCUGAUCUUUGUCUUCUCUCUAGGGUUUUAUUUUAGGGUUCCGCGGAAGCAAAUUGAGAAUGCAACUCACACUUGAAUUUGGCUUAUAAACUUGAAUUUCUGUGUCGUUGUCUAUCCAUAAAGAUCGAUUGUUUUCUGAAUUUGAGCAAACUCUUGAGUUCGUGAAUUCUGUGUAUUAAUGAGUGGGGGAUUGGAGUUACUAUGUGACUCUGUGAAGAUCCACGAUGUCAGCGUUGAUCCUGAAAAUGGAGCGGGAACGUUAAUUAUGAAAGAUUUGCUCUCUUGGGUCCGAAGUAAUCUGAUCAAGGAGAGGCCAGAAAUGUUUAUGAAAGGCGACACUGUAAGACCUGGUGUUCUGGUGCUUGUAAAUGAUUGUGAUUGGGAGCUGAGUGGGCAGCUUGAUACACCAUUGGAAGAGAAAGACGUGGUGGUGUUCAUAUCCACCCUGCAUGGAGGCUAACUCAGUAAGGAAUAUGGCUUGUCCCGCUUGUAGCUACGUAAUUGUUGUCUGAGAUAAUAUGGCAUUUUAACCUUAAAAAUACGUAUUGUUUGUUAUCCUAUAAACUAUACAAACUCUGAGGCUUGUGAAAUCAUCCUGUUGGGGUGGAUGUUCAUGUUCAAUGACUGAAUAAAGUAGAAGAAAGGAUAUUCAUAGGCAUUUCAAUUCA